AUGGAGGAGGAGGCCUCCGCCCCGUCGGGGCCCCGCUCGGCGGUGGAAAAGCUGUCGGAGGCGGUGGGCCAGCGCACGAAAGCACUAAGUAGCGCCCUGCAGGAGGCCAACCGCCAGCGGCGCCUCCUGCUGGUCAUCGUGUGCGUGGCGCUGCUGCUGGACAACAUGCUGUACAUGGUGAUCGUGCCCAUCGUCCCGGACUUCGUGGCCGCCCUCAACGUCGCCGAGGAACGCCUGCAGGGGGCGCAGCAGCAGCAGCAGGCGCCCGCCCCUGCCACCGCCGCCUCCAACAACUCCACGACUGGUGGUGGCCUGGGCUGGUCCCUCAACAGCAGCCGGCCCAUGCUGAGGCCUCGCUACCCGGCCGACAGCGACGACAUCCGGAUCGGGGUGCUGUUCGCCUCCAAGGCCAUCUUGCAGCUGCUGGUCAACCCGCUGAGCGGCACGUUCAUCGACCGCGUGGGCUACGCCAUCCCGCUGCUCAUCGGCCUGGGCGUCAUGUUCCUGUCCACCAUCAUCUUCGCCUUCGCCGAGAACUACGGCACCCUGUUCGCGGCGCGCAGCCUGCAGGGCCUGGGCUCGGCGUUCGCCGACACGUCGGGGAUCGCGCUAAUCGCCGACAAGUACACGGAAGAGUCGGAGCGCAACCGCGCGCUGGGCAUCGCGCUCGCCUUCAUCUCCUUCGGCAGCCUGGUGGCGCCCCCUUUCGGAGGCAUCCUGUACUACUUCGCGGGCAAGAGGGUGCCCUUCCUGGUACUGGCCUUCAUCUCGCUCCUGGACGGCCUGCUCCUCCUGUUGGCCAUCAAGCCUUUCAGCGACAGGUCUCGGGACAACAUGCCCGUGGGCACCCCCAUCUACAAGCUCAUGAUAGACCCCUACAUCGUUGUGGUAGCCGGGGCCCUCACCACGUGCAACAUCCCCUUGGCUUUCCUGGAGCCCACCAUCUCCAACUGGAUGAAGAAGACCAUGGACGCCAACGAGUGGGAGAUGGGCCUCACCUGGCUGCCGGCCUUCAUCCCCCACGUGCUGGGCGUCUAUAUCACCGUCAAGCUGGCAGACAAGUACCCCCACCUCCAGUGGUUCUAUGGGGCGCUGGGCCUGGCCACCAUAGGGGCCUCCUCCUGCAUGGUGCCCGCCUGCCGGAACUUCUGGCAGCUCACCAUCCCUUUGUGUGGCAUCUGCUUUGGCAUUGCCCUGGUGGACACCGCCCUGCUUCCCACCCUCGCCUUCCUGGUUGACGUCCGCUACGUGUCGGUCUAUGGCAGCGUCUAUGCCAUCGCCGACAUCUCCUACUCGGUGGCAUACGCCCUGGGGCCUAUUGUGGCCGGGGAGAUCGUCCACUCCUUUGGCUUCGUGCAACUCAACCUGGGCAUGGGCCUGGCCAACGUGCUUUACGCCCCCAUCCUCCUGGCCCUCAAAAACAUUUGCCAGAUGAAGCCCUCGCACUCGGAGAGGAACAUUCUCCUGGAGGAGGGGCCCAAGGGACUCUACGACACUAUCAAAAUGGAAGAACGCAAAGGCAAGGGCAAACACCUCCACCCGGUAGGGGGCGCUGAAGAGAAUAGCGUAGACUCUUUCCAUAGAGACUUCAGAGGGGCGUCUGAAGAGGACUGUUCAGACUAUGACUAUACUUAG
Messenger RNA from Zootoca vivipara (common lizard), 1635 nucleotides. RefSeq names its product solute carrier family 18 member A3 (gene SLC18A3). Gene Ontology annotation, biological process: transmembrane transport; chemical synaptic transmission. The record is from RefSeq and is a predicted model, not a curated record. NCBI's taxonomy places the organism in Eukaryota, Metazoa, Chordata, Lepidosauria, Squamata, Lacertidae. Gene Ontology annotation, cellular component: AP-2 adaptor complex; AP-1 adaptor complex; terminal bouton. Gene Ontology annotation, molecular function: acetylcholine transmembrane transporter activity.